Molecule: messenger RNA, 2100 nt
Organism: Archocentrus centrarchus (flier cichlid)
Lineage: Eukaryota; Metazoa; Chordata; Actinopteri; Cichliformes; Cichlidae
Gene: tdp1
Product: tyrosyl-DNA phosphodiesterase 1
Biological process (GO): DNA repair
Cellular component (GO): nucleus
Molecular function (GO): 3'-tyrosyl-DNA phosphodiesterase activity; double-stranded DNA binding; single-stranded DNA binding
Source: RefSeq, a predicted model, not a curated record
CCGUGAUGCUUGUGAGUCUCCUGCGCCGCGGUUGUGUUUAAUUGAUGUUUUGUACGAAGUUUGAUGGCUGUGGAUCUAUGAGAGUCUCUCCUGCCAGCAGAAACAACCGGCGUCGCUGCUCAUUAAUCUGAUUCGGCAUGUCUCAGGACAGUCAGCAUGGCAAGUGGACCAUCUCCAGCAGUGAUGACGAUGAUGAGGCUCUUCCCCCUUCCGGGACUGCAAAAUCUGAGUGCCGUCGAACCACCGAGUCCAAUCACAGCUCCCACAGGUCUGCCACUCCGUCGCCACCCGUGGAGGUGAAACCAGAGCCGGCCAAACCCCCCGUGUCCUCGCUUGCUGUCGGCUCCGAAGCCAGGCAGUCAGCUGCUAAGAACCAGUUAAAUCCGGUGAAGUAUGAAACCAGCCCUUCGCUGGCUGGAAAGCGGAAGAAAGUGGUGUUAGAUAGCACAGGCUGGGCUCUCUCUGAGAGCGAUGAAGAUGAUGGAGAGGUGAAGGCAAAGAGUCUGAGUGACGUGCCAAAGAAGGCGCCUCCGAGUCCCAAAACAAAGAAACCCAAGGUGGAGAAUGAGCGUCCUCCAAGUCCUCACGGCCGACUUUACUACAUCGAUGAGCCAGAUGACUUCUUUGAGUCCCGUAUUCCUCCUCUAAAUGACACCUACAGUUUUUACCUCAACAAAGUCACAGGACUGAACAAAGAGUACAACAGUGGAGCGCUGCACAUCAGGGACAUUCUUUCUCCAUUAUUUGGCACCCUGAAAGAAUCUGUUCAGUUUAACUACUGCUUUGAUAUUGGCUGGAUGGUGAAGCAGUACCCAUCAGAGUUUAGGGAUCGCCCAGUUCUGAUCGUCCAUGGUGAUAAGAGGGAGGCCAAAGCUCGGCUCAUCCAGCAGGCUCAGCCCUUCCCACAUGUGCGCUUCUGCCAGGCCAAGCUGGAUAUUGCUUUUGGAACUCACCACACGAAAAUGAUGUUGCUGUGGUAUGAGGAAGGAUUCAGGGUCAUCAUUUUGACCUCUAAUCUCAUCAGAGCUGAUUGGUACCAGAAAACACAAGGGAUGUGGAUGAGCCCUCUGUUUCCUCGGUUACCAAAGGGAAGCAGUCCGAGCGCAGGUGAGUCGCCCACCUUCUUUAAGAGAGACCUGCUGGAGUAUCUGGGCUCGUACCGAGCGCCAGAACUUGAAGAGUGGAUCCAGAGAAUCAAAGAGCACGACCUGUCAGAGACGAGGGUGUAUUUAGUCGCCUCAACACCAGGCAGAUACGUAGGUUCAGAAAUGGAGCGCUGGGGCCACCUGAGACUGAGGAAGCUGCUGUAUGAACACACAGACCCUAUUCCUGGCGAGGAAAGGUGGCCCGUGAUUGGCCAAUUCUCCAGCAUCGGCUCUAUGGGAUUGGAUAAAUCCAAAUGGUUGGCAGGGGAAUUUCAGCGCACCCUGACCACGCUAGGAAAAUCCUCUCUUCGCCCAGACGCUCCUAUGCACUUGCUGUAUCCAUCAGUCGAAGAUGUGAGGAUGAGUUUAGAGGGAUAUCCAGCUGGAGGCUCUCUUCCCUACAGUAUCCAGACAGCUCAGAAACAACUUUGGCUCCACUCUUACUUCCACUGCUGGAAUGCAGAUGCUACAGGGAGGAGUCACGCUAUGCCACAUAUCAAGACAUAUAUGAGAACAUCUCCAGAUUUCUCUCAGCUUGCCUGGUUCCUUGUCACAAGUGCCAAUCUGUCCAAGGCAGCGUGGGGUGCGCUGGAGAAGAACAACACUCAGAUGAUGAUCCGCUCGUACGAGCUGGGAGUCCUCUACGUGCCGUCGGCCUUUAACAUGAAGAUAUUCCCCAUUGACAAUCCAUUUCCGGUCUCCUCGUCCUCCUCAGGUUUCCCUGUGCCAUUUGAUCUCCCCCCUACAUCCUACACUGCUAAAGAUCAGCCUUGGAUCUGGAACAUUCCUUACAGCCAGGCUCCUGACACGCACGGCAACAUCUGGGUUCCCCUCUGAUCAUGUGCACACACACAUUUCAUUUUGUCUGUACCUGUCAGUACUGUGUCUAGCUGUUAGUGGUCAGUAGUUUUUUUUUUUCCUAAAUAUUUUAUACUGUACUGUAGACUCACAUGAU